AUGCUGUGCUAGCCUGUGCUGUGUUAGUGGUUAGUGCUGACGACUUAGGUAGAGACAGUAGGAGGAUGUGUUUGUAAAGUUAGUUUUGAUAAUUUAAUUAAAUUGUAACCUAUGUGUUUAGUGAAUUUUGUGAAGACAGUGUUUAAAGUAGGCUCAGAUGCCAGUUUAGUUUGACACCUAUCUUGGAUAUUAGUUAAAGUUUGAAAUAAUGAUAUAAACAUUCUUCAUAAUGGUGUUUAAUAUUUUUGUUUUGUGAUCACUCCAUCUAGCCUUCAGAAGUAUAGUAAGGUACAUCGUACAUUUCUUUUUGUAAUUAUCAAGUGACAAUUUUUGUCUACCCUACUUAAACUCAGCAUUGCUGUCAGAAAUAUUGGAUGGAGGCGAGCGUGGAAGUGUUUGUGGUGUGGCAAGUGCGUGUGUGACAGUGGCGCUAUGUCACACAGUGUUGUGUAGUGCAUGUCACGUGUGGAGUGAUGGUGUUGUGUGUGUAGCACAGCGCGAUGGACGGGGAGGAGGACUAUUCCUCCAAGCCCGGCGAUACUGCCAGAGGCCAAGAUACCAAUGAUAUGACCUUUGUAAUCAACAGUUACCUUAAGGAUGCCAUGAAAAUAAUGAACAUGAUGAGAAGCCACAACCUGUUGACAGACAUCAUUCUAGAAGUGGGCAGUGAAUCGUUCCAGGCGCACAAAGUCGUUCUUGCCGCUGCUAGUCCGUACUUCAAGGCAAUGUUCACGGGUGGUCUGAUGGAAUGUGGUAUGACCAAGGUGAAGCUGCAAGGUGUGAAUCCCACAGCUAUGGCCAAAAUCAUUGUGUUCAUGUACACAGGCACGAUACGGGUUACGGAGCCAACAGUGUGUCAAGUGUUACCAGCCGCCACCAUGCUGCAGGUGGCAAACGUGGUGGAGGCAUGUUGUACAUUCCUAGAGCGACAGCUGGAUCCCACAAAUGCCAUCGGGAUUGCAGCUUUCGCUGAGCAACACGGCUGCCGUGACCUGCUGUUCAAGGCUAAUAGGUUCAUUGAACAGCAUUUUACACAGAUCUGUCAAGAGGAAGAGUUCUUACAGCUGUCACCAAUACAGCUGAUUGAGCUGAUCCGCAAGGACGAGCUCAACGUGCAGGAGGAGAGAGAGGUAUACAACGCCGUCAUCAAGUGGGUCAGGUAUAAUGAAGAGACCAGAAAGCCUAAGAUGGAAGCUGUUCUGAGAGCAGUGCGGUGUCAGUUCCUCAGUCCUGCGUUCCUGCAGGAGCAGAUGAGGAGCUGUGACAUUGUCACUAAACUGCCGGCAUGUAGGGAUUACCUCUCUCAAAUAUUCACAGACCUGACCCUCCACAAGAGGAUAGGUGUGAAGGAGAGAACGCCAAAAUCACCCAGGAUAAUUUAUGUUGCUGGGGGUUACCUCAGGCAUUCUCUGGACACAUUUGAGGGCUUCAACAUUGACGACAACACGUGGACAGCACUGGCCAAGCUGCCGAUACCUCGGUCCGGGCUCGGUGUGGCCUUCCUCAAGGGAGCGAUAUACGCUGUGGGUGGAAGGAACAAUUCACCAGGCAGCAGUUAUGACUCGGAUUGGAUCGAUCGAUACGACCCAGUGAUGGACGUAUGGCGACCCUGCACUGCCAUGAGCACACCACGCAACCGUGUUGGUGUCUGUGUCAUGGACGGGCUGCUGUAUGCAUGCGGCGGCUCUACAGGUGCGGACUGCCACAACAGUGCUGAGAGGUACGAUCCAGACUCUGACCAGUGGACACGAAUCAAGUCGAUGAAGCAACAGCGUAUCGGUGUAGGAGUGGCGGUAAUUAAUCGGUUGCUGUACGCAGUUGGGGGUUUCGAUGGAGAAAGUAGACUGCGCAGUGUUGAGUGCUACAAUCCAGACAAGGACAGCUGGAGCUUCGUAGCUGACAUGCAUGAGUGCAAAAGUGGUGCAGGAGUGGCAGCCUUGGAACACCACAUCUAUGUGGUGGGUGGCUACAAUGGCUCACAGCAGCUCGACACAGUGGAACGUUACGACCCGGAGCAAGACAGGUGGGAGUUUUGCUGUCCUCUGAGCAUCGCUCGCAGCGCCCUCAGCCUGGCUGUCAUAGACAACAAGGUCUACGCCAUUGGUGGGUAUGAUGGGAGAAACUUCAUUUCUGUUGUGGAGGUGUAUGACCCAACAACCAACACAUGGACCCAGGGCACUCCCAUGCUGACAGGCAGGUCCGGGCAUGCGGCGGCUGUCUGCUACCAGCACCAGUGUCUGAUCCCUUGUGAGGGACCCUCACACGUCCACGCGCCUGCCACCACAGCAGACACUCCUGUUCGCCCCCACAACUCCCCGUCCUAGCGGCGGGCGCGGGGCCCCCGGCACAAGCACCACCGCGCACACAACUGACCGUGACUGUGAUAGAACUUUGUGCAUAAUUCUUUAUAGACUGGUACCAAAAUCUGUUGAUUUAAGAGCAUCUAAUUAUACAGUUUAAAAUAAUGAGUAGUUAAAGCUAUGAAAGUAUUUCUGUGUACAGCACAUAACAAACUUAGCACUUAAAAUUAGUAAUAAAAUUUAAAUUGUUUAGUAAAUAUAAUAACAAUGUGUUCAACUUUCCAAAUCUCUCUCUGUAAGUAAAAAGACUACUCUUAGUCCAAUCAUACUAAUUUAUGUUUUGUUAUUUGUUUGAAUUACACAUCUUUUAAUUAAUUAUCCUCCUGUUUACAAAGUAUAAAAGUUAUCUUUUUUAUGGCUAAAGUAUUUUUACAUCAAUUAACAAACAUGAUGUUAUUGCUAUAACAGUUUUUUCUUAAAUCAGUUAUAAAACAACUACAUAAAUACUCUCUUUUAUUAUAAAAUCAAACUCAACUGAAGGAAAAAAUUACUGUGCAUCAAAUAAUUUUAAAUGAAUAACUAAGUUUAAAGGUGUUUUUUUUACCAAAAUACAUAAAAAAAUUGGUAGAUUAUUUGUAGUUGUGAGAUUUGUACACAUAACCUACGUUGAUUUUUCAGGUUUUUUUAUCAAUAAAUUAUUCUUGGAACAAAAUAUACUAUAUUAAAAUAUAUCCAGAUAAGUUUAUGAAAUAUUGGGAUUUGAGAACAAAAUUGUUGUUGUUACGAGAUUUUUUUUUUCUUUGUAUACUUACAGAAAACAUUUACUGAAUAUGACCAUUGGUCAUGAGAAGUAAUUAAAUAUAAUUGAUUCACAGUUCUAACAACGUUAUUCAACAGCUAUUGGUUUGGGGAGGGAAUGAAGGAGGGAGGGGCUUCUUUAAUGAGUUGGCAGGAGCCUGUAGCAAUACUGUGUGUCUUUAAUAGCCUUUUUUAUAUCUAAUGCACAUAUGCCCUAAUUCCAAUUUCAAAUUGAUGUAGUUGUGAUGUUUACCCGCCGUGGUGACCACUGAAGAUGCUCCAGUCAGCAAACUGUUAUACUCCCAUGUCAUGGGCAAGAAUGACAAGUAUGUUAUUUCCUCUACAAGUAUGACAGGUGCUGGAUAUCCACCCUGAUGUAUAUCGUGGAUUAAAAAAAUAGCCCACCUUAUUCUAAAAUAAUAUAUUGUAGUAUUCUGUUUAUAAGUACGUUAAAAAGUCCCCUAUCCAUACCAUUUAAAUCAAAUCUUAUUCUUAUAUUUAUAAUACUAUUAAACUGUGAAGCACAUAUUAUAUUACGAGGGUAAUUUUUUAAUAAAGAACCGUUUUGUAAUGGAUCAAUGGACAUUAUUGUAUCACAAACUUAAUUAUAAACAUAUAUUCACUUCUCUACAGUGUCACCAUAAACUUUAAAGAUUUUUCAAGUUAGGCCACUAACUUUUGGGUCCCAUUAUCAAAGAACUCUGCUUCCUGACCAUUAAACCAGUUAGUAACUACAUGAGGCCAAACAUUGUCAUGAAGCAGAACGACGCCGCUAGAGAGUAAGCCUCGUGAGCGGUUUCACAUGCCUAAACUUCAAUAACGUUUCAAAGUAUCUCUCGGCAUUUACUGUCAUUCCUUGUGGCAAAAGUUCUAUCAAAAGUAUGUCUUUCAGGUCCCAAAAUACUGUGGCCAUGAUUUCCUUUUUGAUGGUUCUUGCUUGAAUUUCCGUAGCUUGUUGGGGAGUUUGGGUGAUACCACACACUGGAUUGACGUUUAGUCACAAUGUGACUUAAGAACUUAUCACCACACUUGUGAUAGUGCCCAAAAAAGAAAAAAUGUGCCAUAUGCUUGCUUUCUAUUCUUCUGUUAACAUGUUUGACACCCAUGUUGCACACAAUUGUUGUGUCAAAGUUUAUCAAUACCAAUAUUAUAAACUACAGACUUUUAAACUUUUGGAAAGUGUUGAUGAAGUUCAUCAAUAGCAAAGUACCUGUUUUGGGGAAUUUCCUCAUCAACUUUUAGUGUCUUCAUUCAUUACAGUAGGCCGUCCAGGUUGUUCUUUAUUAUGAACAUUGUCCUUCCUUCAUUAAAAAACCUACACCAUUUUCACACAAUUUCAUCGUUCAUUACGCUCUCACUAUAAAUUUCAGCAGGACAAACUUUUUUUGCAUUUAAAACCGAAUAAUUGAGUGCACUUCACAAUCGGGAUUAAUUAUUGACAUGGCGACAAACAAAGCAGUAUAACCACAUAACCAACACCAGCAGACACGUGAAACGUAAUGGCUGCUUAGUGGGGGACUGGCCAAGAUUGGCUGAUCUUGAACGGUUUUCAUGUGACAGGAUGCACGGGCACAAUGCACAAUUGAUUCUUACUUUAAAAAUGACCCUAUUAAUUAGUUUAAAUUUUUAUUUUGUUGUUAAUUUAUGAAGUUAUUAAGUUCAAUAAGAACUUUAGCUGAUUUAUGUGAAUUUAUUGUAGUUUAUUUACUACAUCAACAUUUUGAUUAUUUAUACAACACAUCAUAAGAUCUCUUGUAUGCAAAUUACAAGAUUAUUUGUCCACCUGUUAUUAAUCUUAUUCUGGUAAUUAAUCCAUAAAGUACUACAAAAAAGAAAAUCUUGUUUACAUAUUUCAGAUGUUAUUUUGGAAAUCAGAUUUUAUAUGAUUAUUUUUACAAUUAUGAUCAACGUUGACGGGUAAGGAUUUUCUUUCUAGUUUAUGGAAGAAAUCAAAAUCUUUAAAAAAUUACAUAUAUUGUUUUAGUAUUCAGAUACAGCCGUAUGCAAUACUUUUAUAUGAAUUGUUUACAUGUUUUUGACCAGUGCCAAAAAUUAUUGGGGUAUUUUUUUGAGUUUACGUAAAUCCUUUAUAGAUCUAUGUAACAUGUACAAGUUAUAAACAUUGUUCAAGAUAUAUCAAGCAUUUAUUUAAAUUGGAAUUGCCAAUAGAUGUAUUAAAUGUAUUAUUAUUGUUUUCAAUUUGUUGAAAACUAUUGUUCAUAAUAAAUUAUAUACUAGUUGAAUUUUUAUUUCGCAUAAUAACAAAAAGCAUACACAAAAUAAAAAAAGCUUAAGGGUGGAGAUGUAUGAAAUAUUAUUAAAGAAAUUAAUAUUAUUCUUAUAUUUCUAUGUAUCCUGAUAGUGAGAAUUCUCAAGCCUUUCUUGGAUCUUCAAUAAGAGUAAGUCAAUAGUGGAUUAAUUUUAAUCAGUAUCUCAGGAAUUUUUAACAUUUAUUUUGUUAAUUUAAUUAAGUUUCAAAGGAAUGUGUGCUUUUUUCAUUAUUGUUUGUAAGUUUACUGUAUGUUUUAACUAGAAAUUAAAUCCAUUGUCCUUUGAACUCCAUAGCCAUAGCUUUGUUGAUCUACUUGAAUUUUGUUGAUCCAAGAAAACUUUGCCCAGAAAUGUGAGGAACCCAAACUCUUAUUGUCUUGCCGCAGGUUUUUGUUUGCUCUACAAUGAGCGAUUACUCUCAUCUAUUACAUUAUAACCUGGAGCUCAAAGAUUUUAAGUGUAUUUGUAAGGGUUCACUUUUAAAAUUCACAGUUCCUUAUUACUUACUUAGUUUAAUGUUACAUACAUUUUCACAUCCCUUUAGCAGAUACAAAUUGUGUCAGCUUAAAAUCAAAAUCUAGAAAUGUUUAUUUAAAUAUAUUAUUUUUAAAUAAGAAAUUUUAGUUUUGCUGUAAACAAAAUUUUUAAUAUUGAGUGAAUUUUAAACGUUCCAUACUUGCUAAAUUUUACAUUUAUCUCACAAUUGUGCUUACUUAAGUGAGCAUUUUGAAAAUAGGUAUGACCAAUCCUUUGGGUUAGAUACGCAAAAGUAUGCACAAAGUCAAUACUUUAGUUAUGUUUAGAAUCCAUCAUUUGUUUUUAUUUCUUAAAGUAGAUUUUUAGUUAUCAGAAGGACAAGUGGUAAACACUUAAACAAAUACUUCUCUUCUCAAAUAGUUUAUCUUUAUAAAUCGUGUUUUAUGCUGUGUGAUUUUUGUGUCAUUCAGAUGACAUAUAACAUAUAUUUUCAAAACUUAUUGAAAUCUUAAGUGUUACAUUAUAACAUUUUAAGUUAAUAUCACAUAGAAAUAGAAUUGAAGGUUAUUUUGUUUUUCUAAAAAAAAUGUGUUUUGAAUGACUUUAAUACAUUUUCCUGGUUUAUAACAAUUAUUUUGUGAUACAAGGCAUAUUAUUUAAUGGAUUUGUAUGACUAACCUAUCGUGAUAGUUCUGUUUUUUAUUUUGUCACCAAUAAUCAGCGUUAUAAUGUUACUAUAAGAUUUAUAAAUGUUAUUUCAAAUUUCAGAAAUAGGCUUUUUCAAUUGUUAAAGAAAUGUUUUGCUUUCUACGUUUCAUUAUUAUUCUCGACUAGUAUUUACUAAUACUAUCUACAGCUGUUAUUAAAUACAUUCUGUAGCAUUCUGAGGUUUUACAUUCCAUUUCAACCAUAAUUGAUAUUAUAAAUAUGUAUAUUAUGUGGAUAGUUGUAUAUUGUGUUGUAAUUGUUUUAGUGUUAAAGGGCUGUAAUUUGUAUUUUUCAAGAUUGUGUAUAUGUAUAAUGAUAAUUUAUAUUUAUAACUGUUUAUAUAUUUAUUGUCUAAAUUGUUUAUCUCAUCAUUGUUUGUAUUUGUACUUAAGAUAAAUAAGUUAUUUUGUCCUA
Homalodisca vitripennis (glassy-winged sharpshooter) is the source of this 6968-nucleotide messenger RNA. RefSeq names its product kelch-like ECH-associated protein 1B (gene Keap1). NCBI's taxonomy places the organism in Eukaryota, Metazoa, Arthropoda, Insecta, Hemiptera, Cicadellidae. Gene Ontology annotation, molecular function: protein binding. Bases 501 to 2324 code for a protein of 607 amino acids. The transcript is spliced from 12 exons. The record is from RefSeq and is a predicted model, not a curated record.